Molecule: messenger RNA, 7030 nt
Organism: Paramuricea clavata
Lineage: Eukaryota; Metazoa; Cnidaria; Anthozoa; Malacalcyonacea; Plexauridae
Source: the annotation of a GenBank genome assembly
UUAUUUUUGCAUUAAACGCUAUCGUGGAAGGAUGUUUAAAAUGAAAAUGUUCAAAAGUUUUGUUCUGGUAAGUAAAUUACGUUUCGUAAUCGCAUGCGGUCUUGUUUAAAACGGGGAAAUCCGAUAAGGGUAUUAUUGCUAUGUUGAUAUUAUUUCAUGGUGUGAAGAAACCCAAUCAAAUGAGCAAAUAAAUAAUAUAGUUGUACAGAAUUUUGGUACUUCGAGUAUAUUUGGUACACUUGUAAGUUACAGUAUAUUUCAUUGGUAUCUCUCGAAUAUGGUCGUAACUUUCGUAAAGAUUGAGUCACGAUCUUUCUCAUCAGCCGAAAUACAACAUUUUAAAACUGAAAAUACGCCGAGUGAUUAUAACUAGAGAAUUCUUAUAUAUGAUUUAUAUGUGGUUUACAUGUAUAAACUAUUAUAAACUGGCCGUUGAGAAAGAUCAUGACUCAAUUUUUACGACCAUUUUUACGAGUUACAUGGUCAGAAUCUUUGGUAACUUUACGAAUGUAUAGAUCACUAGCAGAUACUACCACAUCAUAGCGAUCACUACCACAUCAUAGCGAGCUAGCUGUUACGGUUUAAAUGAGAACUCAUUCAAAUGGCCGAAAAGCGCCAAACUUGACAGUAAUAAGCUUUCUGAAAUUGACAUUGGUCUGUACAGUACAUUAGAACUUAACUGUUCUCUGUUGGAAUUUUGAGAGUUUAGAAUGUUUUUUAUAUAUGAAUACAUAAUAGUGUUUAAACUUUAAUGCUAACCUAAUUUCUCAUAACUUUGGUAUAACUACAAAGUUUGUUUAUUGACAAAGGCUAAAAAGAAUUUGCUAGGCUGACCACAUUUAUACGCAAGCCGCUGAAAAUUCCGUAACAUAUGUUACAAAAUUUAUGGUGCAAUUUUCAUUGCAUCACGUGGCAAAAGUGUGCACGCAAAAUUCUAUGAUAAACAGUUUGAUUGUCGAUUAUCUUUUCAAUAUUAAAUUCAUAUAGCUAAACUAACGCGAAGAUUGCUAACAUAUUUCGAAUUCCAGUCGAGGUUAAAAGGUUAUGUGUAUAGGAAAACGCAUUGUCAUAUAUGGCAAAAUUCGUGUGGAAACCAAACGCGUGGGAAGCAAUAUAACAUUGGAGGAUCAAGUACAUUUUCUAUUAGAAAAUGGCACUUCGUCCAUGUUUAUAUUGGGCCUGGUUAUAUGACGUUUUUAUUCCGGCUGGCUUGGAAACUCACCAAGAUAGAAUAGCGUGUUGAUAUAGAAGGAAGAAACACUUGUUCCGACGUUUCGGCUCGCUGGAAUAGAGUGCUUACAUGGCGAAUUUCUGCCCCUGCCGGACAAGUUUGCGAUAGAGUUUAUAUUACAAGCAGGAUCUUGGCAACUGCCCUAUACACAUGCAAAAAUCUCACGAAUGGAAGCAAGUCUGCCAACAUGCUGUCGACAAGUUGUGUUCGCACUGCUUGUCCCAAGUUGUCAACACGCUUGGAACAACCUUGUUGAUAUUAUCAGACUUGUUGCAAGGUUGUUCCAACAAAUCCGUUACAGUCAUGAUAUAACAAUAUUGUUACAACGUUGUCUCGUCGACCUUGUAACAAGUCUGAUAAUGCCAUCAAGCUUGUUACAAGUUGUUAACAGCUUGUUUCAAACUUGUUACAAGAACUGGAAACAAGCAGUAUCGACAGCUUGUGACAAGCUUGGUGGCAUUAUCAGACUUGUAGCAAAGUUGUUCUAACAAGUCUGAUACAAUGAUGUAACAAGAAUGUUACAAGGUCGACGUCACAAGGUUGUAACAAUAUUGUUAUAUUAUGAUAAUCAUGACCGUAUCAGACUUGUUGGAACAACCUUGCAACAAGUCUGAUAAUAUCAACAAGGUUGUUACAAGUUGUUAACAGCUUGUUCCAAACUUGUUGACAACUUGUAACAAGCAGUGCGAACACAACUUGUUGACGGCGUGAGGCAGACUAAUUGCUACAAGAUGCGAGAUUUUUGCGUGUGUACGCAAUAAAAACGUAACAGAACGGCAAACGUGCAGAUUCGGCCAUCUCAAAUAAUGGAAUGUGGGGAUAGUAGCGUUGCAGAUUGCAUGCAGAGGAGAGUGGGAAGUAAGGUUCCCUCAUGCACCACCCCAUGGAAAACCUACAUCCCUCUUAAUUUGCAGAUGAGACUAGAUCCGUCCCUGCAGGGUUUUUUUCAAGCAUAGCACUCGACAGGAAAUUCUCUACCAAGCAACAUAACCAUUCUAUUUCUACCAUCUUACAGGUUUUUAUGGCAGAGCAUAUACAUUGGUCAAUUGCGACAAAAUGUGGCUUGAAUCAAAUCACCAUCAUACAAAACCGUUCCGAACAUUGUGUCGACUGCGUUCAAUGUCCCAAGGGAAUGGGAAGUAUCCCACAAUGCGGUUCGUUUCUCACGAGAAACACGACAGUCACGUGCAAGGCGUGCGUCAAAGGCGUGUCGUAUUCAGAGUCACAUGACCACACCUCGUGCAAACAGUGUAGAAUAUGCGUGGAAAACGAAGAAGUGAUUAAAAACUGUACAGCAACCUCGGAUGGUGAAUGUGGAGAAUGCAAGCCAGGGUAGGCCAGUGUGUAGAACAGGGCUCGAAAUAGCGGGUUGCCAAUGAAGUAGGUCAUAUUUUAGAAAUGGCAGGCAAAAACAAAUUUGAACUGCCAAAGUAAAAAAAAUUCUAUAUAUAUAUUUCAUUUCAUUUGCUUACCACAAUUCAAUAUACUAGAUCAUUUAAGUGACUAAAUGCAUUUAUAUUUGAAAUGUAAAUCCAAGUUUACUUAAGUAAAAUAGACAAGCAUAAUUAAAAAUAAUAAAAAUGCAUAUCAUGAAAACACUGAUUUUUACAAUAUGACUUCUAUGAGACAUCGCCAUUUUGGCAGUUCAAUGAAUAAAAAUGGCAGGCUAAAAUUUGUUUCACCUGCCAAAAAAAUUUAGACUGGCAGGCCAUAUUUUUUCUCUACUUCGAGCCCUGGUGUAGAAUUUUGCAUUUAGUGCUGAGUGUUGCAUUUCGAGAAUUUUGUUAUAUUAUCAAGUUACAAGUUUGUUAAAACCUAUUCAUAACUUGUUAUCAACCAGCCAUGCAAGCACUGGUUCAUAACGGCAUGUUGGCGGCACAAUAUAUCAUUAAUAUUAAUACACGUGAUCCCCCAGGCACAAUUUGACCAGUAAAGGGUCCUCCCUUACUGGACCUCUAUGAAGAACAAUUUAAAACUGUCAGAACUAUCGAAUAUAAAUAAAACUAAUUUUAAUAAGUUAACUAGAAUGGUUCCUCGUGCUAGCUAUAAAUUUAGAUCUUACAAUUGUGCAACCACAUCAGUUUAAAUGAGUUUAUAUAUAUAUAUAUGUUCGCGUGUAUAUUACUUGUACUAUGAAAUUAUCGUUAGUGCUAUCAUAGUAUAUCCUAAGUUAUGAAAAUAUCGCAUUAUUAAUUUAACAAAUAUAUCCACAGGUAUUAUCGCAGUUUCGUGUUUUCUUGUGUAAAAUGCUCGCCUUGUUGCCAGGAUACGCAGGAGGAUGACGUGGAACCACAAUGUUUGAAACAAGGAUUCUCCAGAGACCGAGCCUGUCGGUACACGGGUAGAAAUUGCGGGGGCAUGAAACCAACUUCAAUGAAUAGUAUGGUAUUUAAAUCCACAGCAAGCCAAGAAUUAGAAAAAAGUAACAUUCCUUUACCUUACAUCAUUGGUUUGAUGGUUUUCGUGUUUGUAGUUUUUGUACUGGCAUUGCUGGUCAUAUUUCUAAUGUAUCGAGUUUACGGUGCUGGGAAGGGUAACAGGUCAAGGGUGAUAUUACGGCUUCAAGGUAAGGGAAUGAACGGAUAUAUUGCAUGGAUAUAAAUUGGCACACCUAUGGAUGAUAAAAAGACUGAAUUUAUUUAACUAUCCAGGGCUGGUUUGAUGAGCUAUUUAAUGUACGGCUAAUUGCAAAUUAUUUUUGUAUGGUAUGUUAUAGUCACUGGAUCAUGACUGGAUGGAAUGGAGAACAGUGAGAUUUUCAAAACAAUGAAAAGUCAAAAGACAAUGGAACAUUCUGGUCACGGGAUCAUGACUGAAUGGCAUGGAGAACAGUGAGAUUUUCAAAAGAAUGAAAAGACAAUGAAACAUUCCGAUCACUGGAUCAUGACUGGAUGGCGUUAAGAACAGUGCCAUUUUCAAAACAAUGAAAAGACAAUGAAACAUUCCGAUCACUGGAUGGCAUGGAGAACAGUGCGAUUUUCAAAACAAUGAAAAGACAAUGGAACAUUCUGAUCACUGGAUCACAGGGAUGGAUCCAGCAUGAUCUGGUAGGGGGGGAGGGGGUGGUCUGGUGGCAACUGCCGAGUUGUGUCGGUCACAUGUGCCGCCCGCCCAUCAACUACUGUAUUUGAAUUGUAAUUGUUCACAGUUCACUUGUCAUCAUGUUAUUACUCAAAUUACUGUAUCUCAUUUUGUCUUUUUUGCUUUAUCAUAAAAAAUAGCACCCCCUGCACCCCCUCUGGCCAGUGCUAGGGGGGGGGGGGUAUGCACCCCCCAGUAAAUCCAUCCCUGCUGGAUCAUGACUGCACGGAUAGCAUGGAGAACAGUGAGACUAUCAAAGCAAUGAAAAGAAAUGGAACAUCUUGAUCACUGUAUCGUGACUGGAUGGCAAUAUUGUUUUGCAAAGACCCAAUUCUAGAAAGUUGCACAUAUCAAGAGUUAUGUUAAUAUUCUUAUAUUCUUUUUUAUGCUGUUUAGAUCAGUAUGACAACAAUGACAAUGUUCACCUAUCAAGCCAAGUAGAACUCGGAAAACCUUUGGUUCAUCAAACAAAACUUUGAACAACAACAACUAUCAGAAGGGAGAAGUGGUCGAAAUAGAAAGGGCGUUUGGCCAUCAAAGACGACAAUAUGUUUGGAAUUGUAAAGGACGAAUAUUAAUGCAGGACUAUAUAAGCAUAUAUAAAGCUUAUUAAUUCACUGAGAACAAUAUUACUACCGAAACUGCAUGUCCUUUACAACAUAUCCAAGCAGACAUUUUCCGAAUUGACCAUUUGCGUAAUAGACUAAAUUUUGAUCUAAACAAGUCUAGAGAAAAAUUUCAUCACAGCUUGAAAGAGCAUCACAAAAUUGGUAAUAUUCCGAAGUUUCGUUGCGAAAUGUUGUAAAAUGCGGAUAAUAUAGCCUUGCGAAGUUUACAAUUUUCAGUCAUUUUAGAUUACAAACGGGAAAUUAAUACCCAAACCCAAUUGCAAACUUCGCAAGGCUAUAUUAUCCGCAUUUUACAACGUUUCUCAACGAAACUUUGGAAUAUUACUAAUUUUGUGAUGCUCUUUCAAACUGUGAUGAAAUUUUUGUCUAGAUCAAAAUUUAGUCUAUUACGCAAGUGGUCAAUUUAGGAUACUGCAGACAAGGUAUAUUCACAGAGAAAGAUUUAAAUUUCCAUUAAUGGAUUUUUGAAUGUAAAAACAGAACUCUUACCAUUCUUGGUUAUUAUAUAGAUUUCCCAUUUGAUCAAUUAGUAAAAACUAACUAAAAUGUUUAAUAUUUACAGGAAAUACCAAUAAUAAACAUCAUCGUUUUUACCAAUUAACUAUAUGGGAAAUCUAUAUAUUAACCAAUAAUGGGAAGAGAUCAGUUUUUUACAUUGAUACUCGAUAGUAUACAGUACAUGGUAUGAUGGUAAAUCUUAAAAACCAUUCAAAAACCAUUAAUGAAAAUUUAAUUUUUCUCUGUGAUUUUGUAAGGCUUAGGCCAGGGUCAAUUGGUCAAAUGUCGAACUUUUCAUGUGCCGAACCUAAUGUUAAUGAGCUAAGUUCUUUGUCUCACUUCAUUUGCAUUAGGUUCGGCGCAUAAAAAGUUCGACGUUUGACCCUGGCCCUAGCUUUUUUAGAGUAUGCUAAAUAAGAAGAUGUAUGUCCAAAUUGUUUGCAUAUAAAAACAGAAAAGAAAAACAAACAAUGGAUGUUUUAUAAAUCGAUAACAUUUUGUUCACUAACUAACAUUUUGUUCGAUAACAGUUUGCUAUGUGUGUAUAUGGUAAUUACCACGAGCGUUGGCAAAUUGUCAAGUUUUAUUGCUUAUAUUACAUAAUUUAUAUGAAUGCUUCCAAAUUACGAUGUCGGUAAAGGUCAACUUAUACAUGUUUGUAGACAAGUUGUGUGCUUGAUUUACACAGUAUAACUCAAGUUGUAAGCAGGUUGCAUGCGACAGUUUUAGGCAAAAAUUGUGUAGUGUGUAUAAAUCGGUCUUAAACGUACUACGCUUAAUGUUUUGGACUGCGCGGUGUAUGAAAUCAUUUGGGCUUGGCAUAAACUCAAACUAUGUAUGGUGAACAAAAGGGUGACUGACAAAAAUGUCUUAAAAAGUCUCUCUGCAAGUGGAAACAUGCCUAUAUCUGCAUCGAAAAUCACUUUUUAUUUCUGACUUGUCAAAUUGGCAAGUCGAGUCCGAGAGGAAGUACAUAAAGAGAUCUCACUUCAGGUUAAUUUCGCGUAAGGGAUUUUUUAAGUCCGCCAUGUUCUUAACAAGUGCCCUAAAGAGAGGCAGUCACCCCCCUGAAAACAUAUUGAAAAUUUAAUAUUCCAGGGGGGUGAAUGCCUCUCUUUAGGGCACUUGCUAAGAACAUGGCCGCCAGCUAUUUCGGUAAAAAAGCGCCUUACGGUUUUGUAAUGGAAGUUACACUUCUGUAUGUCUUUAUUCUGUGUCCGAGUCGCGUCAUCUGGAGCUGUUGACUCGGACCGAGCGACACUGAAUCAUGCAGACCGACAACUACUGUUUAUACUACACAUAUAGCAGGCGAAAGGCUCAAAGGCACAAUGUACCACAAAUAAAAUAUUUUAUCGUAUCCUACCUCAACUGCGAUCAGCCACCACGACAACUCUCUGGCCAUAUUUCUUGAUACAUUGAUCGACGUAUUCCACGAUCUUUUUUAAUCUUCGGUCGAUCGCGUCCAAAUGUUUUUGCGAGAGGAUCGGAGCUAGCGGUUCAGAACUCAUAGAUUCCUGCAAGACUUCGCUGAGUUUCUUAUCGUUCUGGUUAUCGAGAGCUUUUAUUCUUUGCCACGUUGAACGAAGGAUUC